AUGUCCCAAGCGACGUCGGACGACGUCGGGCGACAUCGCGCGAGACACGUGAAUUUCGUGUCGAGCGACAGAGUCGCGCUACAAAUUAAAAAAGCGUUUACCAAAAAUGUGUUUGAACUCAGCAAGACUAUAGCCGUUGGAGAAGAAAACCAAACCUAUAAGCAAAGUAGUGAAGGGAAUAAAGAAGGAAUCAAAGAAAGUUUGGUUGUAGUAAACAGUAAAAUGUUCGGACAUUACGACAAUAUAAACGAUUCCAUAGAUACAUUCUUUGCUGCGUCGCACGUAUUUGAUUUGCCUUUAAAGGAAGUUCCUUUGAAUACUAGAAGGAAGUUGCUGAAAUAUGCGGGGCCGGUACAAGUAUUUGUACCCUGGAUUUCAAAGCCGGAAAACAUCAGCAACGAUACUUUUUGCAGGCCAACUCUUUCUUCGUGCUACCAUAAAUGUCCUUUUAAAUGUCCAGACACUUACGCCCCUGUCUGCGGUGUUCCUGGUGUGGUAGCUCGAGAGCCGUCGCUAAUGUUCCAGAACCAUUGCUUCAUGGACGUGGCACAGUGCAAGAUGUUCUGGGAAAAUAAGAGCAGUACCUCACAUAGCUCCUCUUACGUGGAAUCCUCGUUCCUAUUCUGUAUGGGUGACGAGAUGAACGCAGUGUAUCGCUUUAUGCCCGCAAUCAGGACUCUGCAGCACAUGGGCCGUUUGAAGAAAAAGGGGAAAUUCAGGGCCAUACUGAAGAACUUCAGAUUUGUUAGCGAGUUCCGAUAUGGCCGUCCCAAGUUUAUGGGAAGGAAAUAGUAAAAAAACUCUUGUGCUUUCUUGAACUCGAUA
Molecule: messenger RNA, 825 nt
Organism: Pararge aegeria (speckled wood butterfly)
Lineage: Eukaryota; Metazoa; Arthropoda; Insecta; Lepidoptera; Nymphalidae
Exons: 4
Coding region: 1-792 (263 amino acids)
Molecular function (GO): protein binding
Source: RefSeq, a predicted model, not a curated record